This is a messenger RNA of Uranotaenia lowii, 6652 nucleotides long. RefSeq names its product protein Atossa (gene atos). The transcript is spliced from 7 exons. The record is from RefSeq and is a predicted model, not a curated record. Bases 262 to 4476 code for a protein of 1404 amino acids. NCBI's taxonomy places the organism in Eukaryota, Metazoa, Arthropoda, Insecta, Diptera, Culicidae.
CCCAGGCAGUCAGUUAAGUCAAUCAUUUAGAACGUGCCGGUUUGGAUUUGGUGUGGUGUGCUUACAGUAAACCAGAAAAAAAACAUUUAUUUGAAAGUGUACUUUACGGGGUGAAUGUUCCACAGUGUUCCAUCACUGAUGUUGCCGAUCAGGUUUAUUUUCAAAUUAUGUCAAUUAGAGAGGACCCAUAGGAUCUUUCGUGAAUUUUACUACCACUGUGAACAAUAAACUAUACUGUGAGGCAACGAUCGUUCCUCUACAAUGUGGAUUCGAGAUAAAACUGAUAAGAACCCUACUGAGAUGCAUAGCGGUACUUUCAUCUCUCCCAAACACCCGGCCAUCCCGGUGUCGAUUGGCAUAGCAUCUAUCGUGCUCGAAGGUCGCCCCGCGAUCCUUGAUGAAGGCAUCCGCUUGGGUCUUAACGACACCGGGGGGAGCGCUGGUAAAGAUGAUGGAUCCAGCGGCGAUGGAGGGGGACUCAGUGAAUCCAAUGGUGGUACCAGUGGAUCCGAUGAAGAUGGUGGGUUUUUCAACAAACCCUCUGAUUGCGGUGAAGGAUGUUCUCCAAUGUUACUAUCGGCUGCUUGCGAGAAAUCCUUCUUGAUGGCAGACGAAGCCAAAAGGAUCAAUUUGAAGCUGCAGCAGAUUCGUACGUGCCCAGGAUCAAGUAAGGAUGCUGUUGAUAAUGCUGUAACAGUUGAUGCCAGAUCAUCUGGUUCGACCGGUCGUGGCCGUAAUAUAGCCGAUGGAGGGGAGUAUGCCGGUUAUGGAAUUGAAACAUUCUCCAACGAAGGACCAUCCGAGAAGACUUCGCUCAUUUUCAGUGCCAAAGCAUGGAGUCGCGAACAUAUUUACAGUGGGUUUGAAAAAAUGAAAUUGUUAAGCGCGAUAUCACCUAUCAAGGCAUCGUCGUCAGUAACCAGUUCGUUUAUAAAUUUCUCUGCGACCGUAAAUACUCGUAAAAAAUCUGACGCCGGAUGCAUUAGCAAUUCAUCUAAUAAACCGCGUACUCGCGAAGGACCUCAUUGUGAGCAAUUUCUCAAGAAAAUAGGAGUUAUCAAAAUGGAUGCUAAAGAAGACGUCGAUCACAAUUGCAGUUAUCGCAACGAAUCGUGUCUCCGUUGGCAAAAGUACUUCAAUCAACUUUCGUCCAUUUUAACUAGCGGAGAGACAAUUUGUAUAGAAGUUUAUUUAGGACCGGAAAAUCAUACCAUCCUUUUGGAACAAUGGAUUUUAAAAUUGAAAAAUAAAUCUUCUGAGUCAACUAUGACACUACAAUCUCUAUGUGCUGCUAUCCGUAGUCAAUUAUACUUUUCACAGAUAUCUGCUUGGACCGAGCUGAUCAAAAAUUCUCUUGAACCGGAAAUUUUCAACAAUCCUCGCAUCAAAAAAGUUUCAUCUCCAAUGGUUGGUAGUGACAGUACAGCAACGUCCACCGCGAAUGGUGAAACGUCUCCGCCAAUCCUUCCAAAGGCGAAGUUGGAUAUUUUAUUUCGGAUACGUGGGUACGAUAAUUCUGCUUCGUUCAAUGUUCCACCUAAUGUACACAAUUUCCCGGAUGCAGUCAUUGCGGACAACUACGCAAUCGAAGUUUGCCUGAAGAGUUUGCCACGAUUAGAUCGCAUACCUCGAAUGAAUGAUGAUACUGGCUGUAAAACUGGCAAUGCUUCAAUGGUACAUGACCGUAUGGAUAUGCCGUGUCAUGAAAAAGGAAAACAUCGAUGCGCUUUGCAGGAAGAAGAAGAAGAGGAUCCACAAAUGGGAGAUGAUGAUCUUAAUCCAUCUGCCAUCAGUCAUCGAGAGAAGCAGUUAAUGAAAUACAAAAAACGCAUGUUAAAAAGAGAAAAAAAGAAAAAGGUUGUUACACAGGAAGCUGUCCUUGACGCCGAAUACGCAGAUCUUAAGCACAAUGUUCCACCAAUAAUUUUGCCAACAAGAUGUACUCCGGCAUUGGAUAUUCCUAACAUAACAAACUGUACUUUGCCACCAUACACCUCAUCCAUCAAUUUAAUCCAACCACCACUGUAUUCGAACUGCGAUAAUAUCUAUCAAUCAGCGCCAUGCGCCAACAACAACUCUAAAGCUACACAGACUGCCAUCUUCCUCAAAAUGCCAAACAGCGGCAACGUAUCAUCGGUAGCCACCCAAACUGACACCAUUGGAUGUUGCUGUAGCUGUAGUAGGCAGAGCUUAAUGUCAGAGCCUGACAUAGUUUUAUGCACAAACGGUGAUAGCAAAAUGCAAUAUAGUAAUAGAAGUAAUAAUCGUCGUGAUUACACUAGUGAUGACUGUGAUACAAUGAGCCAGCUUCAAGAAUUCGGUGCUGUGGUAAAAGCCGAAGACCAACAGUCCGAGCAGUCCCAAGGUCUUCAAAAGGCUGAACUACUUUUGCAAGCCAUCCAUCGGACGGCAAAUAUAAAUGAUCAUCAUCAGCCAGAAACGGCAGGAUUCAAAAACAAUAAUUAUUAUAGUGGUAGUUUCAAUGAUAAUAACAAUAUCGGUAGUGAUACUGCAAUGUGUGAGCGAAGCGAAUGUGAUACUUUUACUUUCAACAAGAAAGCUUUAGAUUUAGGUGACUGUCGAUUGUGCAAACGACAAAAAACGAAACAUAAUUUUAAGCUGGCUCUCAACGAAUCUGAUAGCGGUAGCAGCACUGGAAACAGUAGAAAUAGCAGUACGAACAAUAGUCCUCCCGGUUGUCGUCGGACUUUGUCGGAAAGCUUAGUUGGUCAUUUCACUAUCCCACCAUCAUCACCGAGUGCCAUGAGCGCUACUGAUGAUAUUGUCAUUGAUACAUUUGAUGAUGAACAGAAGAAAAAUCAACCGUACCAACGAAUCAAUCAAAGCCAAAUUAAUGAUGAUCUCAGUAAAACCCUUAGCCGUUCUACCGGAUCGCAUGAUAUAUCCGGAUCAUUCAACUUCAGGCAGCUCACAGGUUAUCGUCGGGCAUUUUCCGAAGAUGUGAUCGACACAAUCAGUUUAAAUCAGGCAGUUGGAAUGCUUGACAGCAGAACCGUAGAUUACGAAGGAAACAAAGUUGGACAGCCGGAUGCUGAUGAAACCUUUAAAAAAUGCGGGUGCCAGACUCCAUUGGUGCACUCUUUAUCGAACGAAUAUCUUUCUUGUUGUUCAUCUUUCGUAACGCCCAUAUCAGAACGCUUGCAGACAUCGACACCGGCCAGUAGUAGUGGGAAACUACCACUUUAUGUCAGCUGCGGCGAAAGUAGCUGUUCCGUCAGCACCGCUAGUAGCGUUUCACCUCACAAAAAACAGAUUCUUAGCUGUUCAGCAAUCAGCAGCAACGAUACACCAAAAGUUAAUUCAAAUUUCAUAAUCCCCAAGAUAAAUUUGUCCAACAUCUUCAACGCUUCACCCUUAGCAAGAGAAGAUUCAGGGUUUGUGAGCAAUUCUAGCCCAAUACCUAUCGAAAGCAGUGUAUUCAGCUUUGCAGAGUCGGUCGAACGCCUACACGUUCAAAAAAAUAACUCGGCGCCAACAUAUCCGCUUUCUCCCGGGUCUUUGUCCCCUCGUUUCAUGAAGCAUGCUUCCAAAAUUCAGCGCACCCGAUACCUUUCGGAAAGAAGCUCAUUUUCCGAACGAUCAUCUUUCGGGUCUGAUGAACAGCUGUCUGACGAGGAAAUACCCUACUUAACGGACGCAUCGGCUACCAAUGGCCUGAACUUUAGGCUUAGCCCACAUACACUUUCACGCUCGCCUCUUAAGUUUGGCAAUGUUCACCGACCCUCAUUUUUAAAGUCCUUCAGCAAAAAUUUGUUCCGUUUUGGUCGUAUGCCAUUACUCGGUACACUGGAAGAAUCGUUACUACAGCGUCGGAUUGCUCCUAAGUUCCAGGUUGCCGAUUUUAAGGUCCUUCUUGGAGCCUCUGGAAGCUUUUGUCCAACUCAAUUAACUAUACCAGCCGCUUCUUACUUUUACGAGCUUCCCGGUCAACAUCUCACAACACCAUAUGUGUGCGAACUACGUCUUCCAAGGAAAGGAUAUUCAAUUCCGCGUCAGGGAACUGUCCAAGUAACUUUACUAAAUCCGUUGGGAACAGUGGUUCGAAUGUUUGUCGUAUCGUACGAUUUCAGAGAUAUGCCUGCCAUGUCAACUACCUUUAUCCGCCAAAGAAUUCUGGCUUGCGAUGACAGUGGUAGCAGCAGUUUGAUAAACGGUGUUAAAACAGCUGGUAGUUCGAACUUUGUGACAGGUGGAACAACUUGCAAAAAUGUAGAACAAUUGAGUAAUGCGGAACAGAUGAAAAUGUUGCGCUAUGCUAUUCAUUUGAGAUUUCAAACAUCACGCUCCGGAAAAUUGUCGUUGCACACUGAUAUCCGUUUACUAAUUUCACGGCGCACUGAUUGUGAUACAGCGGCGGCCCAUGCUAAAAAUCUACUGGAAGCACCCAACGAGCUGAAGGUGGUCACCAUUGUUCCAGAGAAUCCCAAAUUCAGUCUAAGGACAGACAAGCAGUGAAGAGGGGGAUACUUCCUUUCAACUUUUAACUGGUUUUUCUGAGUUCUCAUUUGAGUAACAAGAAGGUGAAACAGAAAGUUUCACUAUUUUAAAUUUAUUUUGAAAGUUUUUUUGUUGUGGACAAAACUAAGCGAUUUUUUAACCUGUUAACAAUGACCUGUGUUCGAAAAGCGCCUUUAACUGGCUCCUGUGAUCCCGGGUGUUGUGGUUCUAAUAGUUUCCGUAUACCGAGCUUACUGCAUCGGAAGGUGGUGAUGUUUAGAAUUAUGCUUACCAAACCAUACGCAACACCUGUUAUGUGUAGAUAUAUAUUUUAUUUCGCUGAUUUAUAAUAUCUAAAAUAUAUUGUUUGUUUUGAAAUUUUUCGUUAAUAUAAAAUCAUGAAAAUUUCACGAACUUUUUAUUUCCACCUUUUCACAUUUAAAGAACUUUCGGAAGGGGGGGUUUGGUUCGUCUGUGUUUUAUAGCAUUAGGUUAAAGAAAGAACGUUGGUUUUUCAAUAAAUUGGUGAUACUUACUAUGAAAUAAACGGUUAUUUCAUUGUCGUUGAUAAACGUUAAUAAAUUGUCAUGAAGUUUUGCUAAGAAAAUAGAAGUGCUUGUAGAUUAGUGAUACGUAUAAUAACUUCGAAAUCAAUCGCAAAUAUACAUUACGAAAAGUAAAAAAAUGCAACUGUGAUUUAUACCUACCGAUUAUUGUUUCUAUUCUCGCGCUUCUUAAUGCACUUAAAAAAAUGGAAAUGAACCAUUUCUCAAUGCCAAGUGGUAGCACUGUAAAAGUCUUAAUGCUUUGUUUGCCUUAUUUUUGUCUGAAUUUCGGUUUUUCUUUGCAUAUGGGAAUCAUUUAGAGGAUAUUCUUUCUUGCACAAGUCUAACGCAUUGCAAGAACAAAACAUACAAUAUAAAUUUCAUUGAAUCAUUAGAUGUUCAACUAUAUUCUAUCAUUGGUUUGAAGUGUAAUCCCUUAUUUUUGCGAGAAAUUUUGAAAAACUUUUCACAAUUAGCUAUUCGGUUUGGCUAAAUUGAAGAAUAAUAGUCUUGGCUUGGUUAUGCAGCUUCUUAAAAUAUUUAACGAUCCACAUUUUUCAUAUGAAUAAACUUAGAAUAACGAAGUGAGAAGAAAGAUUUUGUUAUAAUUUUCCAGUUAUUGUAGCAGAAAUUCAAUAUAUCUGAAAAUUUGUUUCUUUAUUAAAAUUAAUCACUUGGAAAUAAAAAUGCGAAGUUUUUUUUUUAGAUUAACAAACCAUAAUAUUUCAAAAGCCCUCAGAUAGGUUUGGUUUCCAGCAUGCUUUUAUCUAUAGAUAUUCGUGCCAAUUUCUGCUUUAAACUUGUGACUGUGUUCAGGCACCACAGUUGACCCUUUUUAAUUUCUAUCAUAAUAGUUGUAAAGAACAUUUCCUAUAUACUCCUAGUUAAAAUCGUCAAUGUGCCCAAAAUCAAUUCCUAGAGAAAAUUCACACAGUCUUCUAUGUAUAGAAAAAUAAAAUAACUAGUCAUCAGCUACAAUAACGGAAAAUUAGAUCGAAUGUAAAAGCUUCUAUCAACCAUGCAAACUGAACCAAAUCGGUUAAAUGUACAGAAAAGAUUAAAAAUCCACUGAAACAGCCAAUUUAAAAUUGCGUGUAAGAAAUAUAAAUCACUGCUCACCACAUGAUUCUGUAACAGCCAUUUGAAACAGUGAAUACAAGCGUAGAGAAAAUAUAGUCAUUCGCAAUAGAACAAUAAGUUUUACGAAUAAAAAAAGAUGCGGAAGCGUCUCCGUAAAAUAUGAUUGCCAGAAUAAUAUGAUACAUUAAAAAAUAAAAUAUAUGACAGGAAAAAUUGCAUCUCAAAUGAAUCGAGCAGUUUGUGAUGAUAUGGUCAAUACUUAUAUCAUGAAUGGCGGAUGAAACGAAUAACAGAAUCAGCUUUGUAAGCAAAUAUGUGCGACGACACAUACCUACAUAACCACUAAACAACAUAUACCGCAAAAGGAAAAAAAACGAUUCGAAAAAUUAGUAGCAAAUAACCAUGAACGUUAAAUAACUUGGAAAGAACAAAAUAUGAAAAAAACAUAUACACAUACUUUAUAUUUAUACAAUCUUUUUUCGAAAUAAAAAAGAAUAAAACAUAAUAAAUAUAUAAAUAAUAAAGCCCAAAAUAGGGGAGUUAUCCCGUCUAGAUGUUCAGUUGAAGAA